Messenger RNA from Dentiscutata erythropus, 2271 nucleotides. Lineage: Eukaryota; Fungi; Glomeromycota; Glomeromycetes; Diversisporales; Gigasporaceae. The record is from the annotation of a GenBank genome assembly.
AUGUCAACCGAAAAUACUCAAGAAUCUAUUGUAAAUAUCGAAGAAGGAGAAAGUGUGAAAGUAAAAGAGCUAUAUUUAGCUAUUAGUCCAAAUGGCGAUUUUGUUGUAGAAUUUGUAUUAUUGUCAAGUGAUUCAAGAUUAUGGGAUUUUGAAGUUCGCAUGUAUAAUGUGAUUGUUGAGAAUUCGAAGAAAGAUGACUACUUGGAUCUGAAAGAUGGCAAAAGAUUAUCUUACAGAAAACUUUCUGAAAUUGCUACAUCUAAAAAAGGAUUUACAAAAGAGCAAUCAGAUUUGAUUACAUUAAAAGACAAGCUGGGUUGGUCUGUUGCUGUGUCAGAUAGACUCAAGUCACACAAAUCAACUAUUAGAUUAUUAGCGAUAUCCUGCAUAAGCAAAGAAGAUAUGACACAUCAUUCAAUUAGUGAAACAAAGAUAAGUCUUGAUAAAUAUGGUGGAAUAGUCAAAUUAUUUUCAAAAAAUGAAGAUAGCGAAAAGACAGAUAAGGAUAGCCAAAAUAUUGAUAAAAAUACCAAUGAAGAUAAUUCUCAAUAUAUGAAUAAAUACUUUCUUCAUUAUUUUUUAGUAGAUACUACAGAUGAGGGUGCACAAUAUAUGGAGCUAUAUGAUUUAAAGACAAAUCAAUUAGUAAGCACCUUUAAGAGGCGAAAUUUAAACAGCUUAAAUCUCAUAGCAGAUAUUUCUGAUAAUUUUGUAAUAUCACACAAUAACAAAUUAUUAGCGUAUAAAUCUGGAACUCAUGUCAAAUUAUACUUGAUUGAAUGUGGACUUGAGAUAGCAUCUAUAGAACUUGAAACUGACGAAGCAUCUUUUGAUGACUAUUUCUUGCAUUUUUUUAACAAUGAUGAGAGAUUAUUAAUAUAUCAAUCAAAAAAUAAAUGGACUAUUUGGGAUAUUUUCGGUUCAGUACAUAAGUCAAUUAAACUCGAAAAUCAACUUGAGUUAGAUCUUAAAAUUGUAGGUAUUUUAUCCACGGCUAAUUAUUAUCAAUUGGAACGAUCAAGCUCUUUUAUAAUCCAAGAUUUGAAGACAUUAUCGCUAGAUGAAAGCUUUGUAGAGCAAGUUACUACGAGCAGUAAAAAGUUUUUUAUUUUAGACCUUGAUAAUCAAAAAUCAGAAUUAGAUGGAUAUUAUUGUAUAUUUGAGCCUUGGUUACUCGCAUCUGAUAACAAGGAUGAGGAAAAAGAAACUCCACAAUAUUCAGUUUAUCUCGACAAAAAAAAGGAAAUUCUACUUUUGAUUGGAAGUCAUACAAUUCAAGUUUGGCAUGAUCGAGCUAAAGAUAAUCGAGAUAAACAUGCUAAAAAAAGAACCCUUGAAUUCAUUAGCGUGAUUAAUAAGAAUGAAAGCAAAAGUGAUGAUAGAAAUGUUAUAAAAAGAAUCGAAUAUGCAAUUAGAAAAUUUAAACUUUCAAUUCAAUCCAAAGAUUCUCAAUCCGUAAUUGAAAUGGGAAGUGAAGAUGACGUAAUCUUUACUGUAAAAGAAGCUUGUUACACACUUAAAUUUUUGUAUGGUAUAUAUCAUGCAGAAAAUCUUAGUUAUUCUUUAUCAUUAGCUGUUGAAAGUCGCCAUUCAAAAUUUCAAGAGAUAGUCAAACAAACACGAAAUAUUAUUGUAAGAUUUAUUCAGUUAUAUCCGGUUACUUGGCGAUUAUUAAAUGUUCACUUUGAUUUAUUGAGUAUUCUCAUUGAAGCAAAGGAACAUCUGCUUAUAAAACAUAUAUUAUUCAAUGAAAAAAAGGAUAUUGAUAGUCCUGAGAAACGCAUUCUCAAAACUCUUGAUUAUAUAGUAUCCAAAUUAGAAAAAAAUGAAAAGAAUAAACUUUCACAUGAUAUAAAGCCAGAUCAGGAUAGUUUAUUACAUGAGAAAUCACUUCAUAUGCCCCAAUAUUCUUCAUGGGAAGGAAAUGAAAAUACGAUUCGCAAGGCCCUUAAACUUUCGGGUGAGAAUCCGAUAUAUCUAGGAUAUUUAUUGGAAUAUUAUUCUAAUAAAGCAGUUGAAGAUAUUGGGUGGAUGGUUACUGUUGGUGAAAUUUUACCAGAGUUAUAUGAUGAGGAUAAGGAUAAUGGGUUUUAUAAGUCGUAUAUUCAGCUAUUAUUUUAUAAACCUUGCUUUUGUGGAAAAGGAUUGGAUAUACCCUUUUUUGACUUUCUUGUAAUUCCACCAAGCAUAAGUAAUUCUUUAGAAGUUUUUAUACCUAUAACACAAUUGAUUCCACAGGAUUCUGAUUUAAAUGUAGAUGAAAUCAGGUAA